AUGUCUGACCAAUAUUAUGAAGAAAAUUGGACAUCUACACAAUUACUUCUGGAAUCAAAUAUACAGAUCGAACCUACCCAAGUCGACAGAAGAGAAGAACGUUCCCUCCUAGCUACUUUGUACUUGAAAUACAUCUUGAUAGCAAACAGAAUGAUGGAAAUUAUCGAUCAGAUAGUUCAAGUUCAAAGAAGAAAAUUGAUGAAAAAGCUUCUGGAGGCCAUCCUUGGCAGAAUACUCGAGUUGAAAUAUGACCUAGUGGAAGCCGAUUUGAACGAAUGGACCCACUGUGGCGAUAUUAUAGAAUCUUUGGGAUUGAACCCAAUCGAGUGCGAAUUGAAUAUUCCCGCUUUUUUCAGGGAUGAAAACGAGGAUUUUGUACGAAAGCAGAAGUUGCUGACAACUUGCGAGGUUAACUCAGGUUUAUUCGGUAAAAUUGAAGAAAAGAAGGCACCGAUGAGUGAAGAACAAGCCAUUCUUUCCAUUCAAACACAUGAACGUGCAAGACAAGGAAAGUUGAGGGCGCAGUAUAUGAAACAGAUGAAACAAAUGAAGGAAAAUUUGAAACAACCGAUAUAUUCCCAAUCCGACUCGACAGAUGCUGUUUCAUCUCGACUACUCGCGGCUAUAAGAAUUCAAAGACAUUGGAGAGGAUUCAUCGCUAGAAGGGCAAUGCGCAAAAGUAAAAUUCAGGAGAUGAUGAUUUUAGGUAUGAUCCCUAGUAUAAGAUACACAGAAGAAGAAAUGGAAGAAGAUAUAGCUAACAAAAAAAGAAGGCGAGAAUUGCGUAAACAGUUCCAAGACGACUACAACAAAACUUUAUCGAACAUUCGAAACAAGUUAGAGAAGGAACAGAAAGCACUAAUACUUGAACAACUGAGUGAUCAAGUGAGGGGUUGGAUACAAGAAUACAACCAGCAUACUGGACGAAUACCUGAAAUAACUGGUUCUGAAAGAUCUACAUCCAGGUUACAAUUGAGCCGUCAAGGUACAGAUAGCGAAAUCAGCAAAUCCAGCCAGCAAACCUCGGGAGACUCGAAAUCUAAAAGGGAGGGAAGUGGCAAAUCGAAAUCAACCCCAAAAGAACCGGAAGAGACGAACCUCAUUCAGUCGAAAAUGCUCACAUCGAUAUUCCUUCCGGAACUCAAUGCUCGCAGGGAAGAAUACAAGGAUAUAUGGAAAGAUAUGGAGGAUACCCCUGACUUUCAUCGACGUUUCAACGAAAACUUGAUUGUCCAAGACGAAGUGUCCAAUUUGGAAAAUAAACUGAGGAAAGUUGUUGAUGAAAUUAUGAAGUCGGAAUUGCAACUUCUGCAGGACGCUUUGGAUAGAGAUAAAGGAUUCAAAAUGAAGAAGCGCGCUAGUAAAAAAGUUAAGAGGAGCGGUAAGAAAAGUAAAAGGAAGAAAGAGAAAGAUUUAACACCUGACCGUACUGAACAAUCCUUAUUCGAAGAACUGGUAGCGAAUGGAAUAAUAAAAAGUUAUCCAGAAAUAUAUAUGAGAGAUUUCCACGGAGAAAGAUCUUGCAAUGCACCAGUGCCUUUCACCAGUCCCAAAGAACCAUCCAAUUCAUUGGGAGACAUCCGCCAACUUCUUAAAGAAUUCUGCAUCGUUCCUUCUCUAACCCAACAGUUACACCAGACCUCGCCCCAUGUGAAAUCUGUCCUGUUGGUUGGUCCAAAAGGAAGUGGAAAAAAUAUGUUGAUAAAUUCGAUAUGCACAGAAAUCGGUGCGACUCUUUUCGACAUUUCACCUCCGAACAUCGUUGGGAAGUACCCCGGCAAAUCUGGUCUCAUAAUGUUGGUACACUUGAUUUUGAAGGUAGCCAGGCUAUUUCAACCCUCCGUCAUUUAUAUGAAUGAUGCGGAAAAGCCUUUCAUAAAGAGGAUUCCUCGAACUGACAAGACGGACCCUAAGCGUCUGAAGAAGGAUCUACCUAAAAUUGUUAAAUAUUUGGCACCCGAAGAUAGAAUUUUACUGGUAGGUGUUUCUAGAUCACCUUGGGAAUGCGAUCAAAGACUACUACAAAGUGUUUAUCAGAAGUUUAUAAUAAUCCCACGACUAGAUUACUGUUCCAGAUAUGCAAUAUGGUCCACCAUACUCAAGACAUAUCCACUUGUUGGUUUCGACAUAAGUCUUGUAACUAGGAUAUCUGACGGUUACACGGCAGGAGCUAUCAUAUCGACAAUAAAUGAGGUGCUGACUGUUAAACGAACACUUCAACUUUUGGUCCAUCCUCUACAUCCCAUGGAAUUGAUAAGUGUAUUGUGCACAAAGAAUCCAGUAUAUAAGGAAGAAGAAGAGAUGAUAGCAACAUGGCUCCUGAAGACUCCAAUGAGCAAAAGACGCACAAAAGUGAUAGAUUUCCUGAAGCAGGAAACUCAAGAAAUGCAAGCUAAAAAGACUGGUUCUAAGAAGAAAUCUUCUGGGAAAAAGUCGAAGUGAAUAAGCUUCAAGCUAACAGUAAAUGUGAAAAGUUUUUUCAAGUUUAA
Messenger RNA from Coccinella septempunctata (seven-spotted ladybird), 2489 nucleotides. RefSeq names its product dynein regulatory complex protein 11. NCBI's taxonomy places the organism in Eukaryota, Metazoa, Arthropoda, Insecta, Coleoptera, Coccinellidae. The transcript has 8 exons. Gene Ontology annotation, molecular function: ATP binding; protein binding; ATP hydrolysis activity. The record is from RefSeq and is a predicted model, not a curated record. The coding region runs from base 1 to 2442 and encodes 813 amino acids.